CUGAGCGCUCACUUGGGGACUCGCGCGCGCGGGUACCGCUCGCUCGCUUCUUUCCAAAGUCCCCGGCUGGUGGGAGUUUCGCCGGAGCCUUCCCGCCGCGCGCCUCAGUCUGGCUGGUCUGCGCCGUGUGCUUCUGCCCGGGCGGUGCUCGUUCCCGGCGCUCGCUCGACUGGGGGCUGUUGGAACUUGGCGGGGCUGGGCCAGCCCGGCCGUGGGAGGUGCGGACGGCGGCGGCGGGGCUGCUGCUCUGAGCGCACAGCGGCCCCUUCUGGCCGCACCGCUGCUCUGCGCCCGCCGCUGCGGGGCGGUGGGGGAAAGGAAUGGGGCGAACCCCUUGGUUUUUCUUGCUUCGCCUCUUUCCCUACUCCAAGGCUAGGCAGAGAUCGCUUUUCUGGCUUUUCUGCCUUGAUGGAUGAUUGA
This is a messenger RNA of Rangifer tarandus platyrhynchus (Svalbard reindeer), 420 nucleotides long. The record is from the annotation of a GenBank genome assembly. NCBI's taxonomy places the organism in Eukaryota, Metazoa, Chordata, Mammalia, Artiodactyla, Cervidae.